UCAUGUGCAAUGGCCCCAGCUGCUUACUAUAUAAUUUAUGGAAAUCUCUAGUCAAUGAUUUUGACGUGUUUCUUACGUUUGCACGUGAAACGUGAAAUUAUUGCCACCGGCAUAUUAUUUUUUAUACUGCUUUCUUGAAAACUGAAAAGACAUACAUAAAGAAGAACAAAAUGACCUUGACAUGGGACGAGAAAUAUAGACUUAUUACCAGGAAUCUGGCAGAAUGGUUGGGAGAUGAGAAACUCAAAAAUAUCCUGAAGGAACGUGAUCUCAAACUGUAUUGGGGUACAGCUACAACAGGGCGACCUCAUAUUGGUUACUUUGCACCUAUGUCCAAGAUAGCUGAUUUCUUACGAGCAGGAGUAGAAGUAACAAUUCUCUUCGCAGAUCUCCAUGCAUAUUUAGAUAACAUGAAAGCACCCUGGGAACUUUUGCAACUUCGUACUCAAUAUUAUGAAGCUGUAAUCAAGGCAAUGUUGAAAUCCAUUGAUGUUCCGUUGGACAAAUUAAAAUUUGUCAAAGGCACAGAUUACCAGUUAUCAAAGGAAUACACAUUGGAUGUAUAUCGUCUGAGCUCGCUUGUGACAGAGCAUGAUGCAAAGAAAGCUGGUGCUGAAGUUGUUAAGCAGGUCUCUAAUCCUCUGCUAUCUGGACUUCUUUAUCCAGGAUUACAAGCACUUGAUGAGCACCAUUUAAAGGUAGACGCGCAGUUUGGUGGUGUUGAUCAGAGGAAAAUCUUUACUUUUGCAGAGAAGUAUCUGCCUAUGAUGGGAUAUGAAAAAUGUAUUCAUCUGAUGAAUCCAAUGAUUCCUGGUUUGGCAGGUGCAAAAAUGUCUUCAUCUGAAGAAGAUUCGAAAAUCGAUUUGUUGGACAAUGCUGCAAUGGUGAAAAAAAAGUUGAAGAAAGCAUUUUGUGAACCUGGAAAUAUUGAGGAUAAUGGAGUUUUAACAUUCUCCAAACACAUUCUAUUUUCAUUAUUUAAAGAUGGCGAUGUUUUCAACGUACCUAGAACUGCAGAAUUUGGCGGUGACAUAUCCUUCUCAAAAUAUGAGGAUUUGGAAACUGCCUUUGCAAAGCAAGAUAUACAUCCUGGGGAUUUGAAAAAUGCUGUAGAAAUAUACAUCAACAAACUUCUGGAUCCAAUAAGAAAGGAAUUUGAAACAAAUUCAAAGUUAAAAUCGCUUGCAAGCAAAGCAUAUCCUCAGUCGAAAAAACAAAAACCCCAAGAGGUGGAAAUUACUCCUGCAAGAUUAGAUAUCCGAGUGGGCAAAAUAAUUGAAGUUAAGAAGCAUCCCGACGCGGAUUCGCUCUACAUUGAGAAAAUAGAUGUAGGUGAACCAAGUGGCCCACGUACUAUAGUUAGCGGAUUAGUCAACUUUGUAUCUUUGGAAGAGAUGGAAAACAGAAUGGUAGUGAUCUUGGCCAAUUUAAAACCAGCGACUCUUAGAGGAGUGUCAUCACAUGGAAUGGUUCUCUGUGCUUCAGUUGAAGAACCAACAAGGCAAGUGGAACCUUUGAGACCUCCUGCAAAUAGCAUGCCUGGUGAUAAAAUUAUUAUCGAGGGAUAUGAAGAUGGGACAGCAGAUGAUGUAUUAAAUCCAAAAAAGAAAGUGUGGGAAAAACUGCAGGUCGAUCUUGUGGUAAAUGGAGAUGGCGCAGCAUCUUGGAAUGGGAAUCUCUUACUCACUUUGGCAGGUGGCAAGAUAACAAGUGAUACUCUCAGAAACGUUCCAAUUAAAUAAUGCAGUUAUAACUAGCUUUAUAUCUAUUGCA
Molecule: messenger RNA, 1773 nt
Organism: Cataglyphis hispanica
Lineage: Eukaryota; Metazoa; Arthropoda; Insecta; Hymenoptera; Formicidae
Product: tyrosine--tRNA ligase, cytoplasmic
Exons: 8
Coding region: 171-1742 (523 amino acids)
Biological process (GO): tyrosyl-tRNA aminoacylation
Molecular function (GO): ATP binding; tyrosine-tRNA ligase activity; tRNA binding
Source: RefSeq, a predicted model, not a curated record